AUGAAAUAUCACUCCUCAACUAGCAACCUGAGGGCACACCUGACAACGUUACACCCUGACAAGCUGGGCGAUCUGUCCGAGGAACCGCCGCUAAAACAAGCGAGAAUUACUUCUUUUCUGCCUCUCUCCUCAUCACGGGGCUUACCAGCUGUCCGCCAGAAGGCGAUAACAGACAAACUGACACGGUUUAUCUGUAAAGAUAUGAGACCGAUCAACAUCACACAGGGAUCUGGAUUUAAAGAUUUUAUUCGCGAGCUUGAGCCAAGGUACACCGUUCCUAGCCGCGCAACAAUCACUGACAGAGUUGUGAAACUCUAUGAGACAACAUCAGACAACGUCAGACAAAUGAUCAGUGGAAAAAAGAUCGCCCUGACCACAGAUGGCUGGACAUCACUUGCCACAGAGGCAUAUGUGACGGUCACCGCACAUUUUAUAAAUGAUGUUAGGGAAUUAAAAGAUGUCAUUCUCAAAACGGCUGAAGCGCAGAAAAGCCACACCGCCGAGAACGUUGCUGAGUGCAUCUCAAACAUACUCGGAGAGUACAACGUUAGUCGUGAGUCAGUGCUUUCCAUCACCACUGACAACGCGGCUAAUUAUAUCAACGCUGUCGAGAGGCGCCUGCAGGUCGUCAAUGUCCCGUGCAUGGCACACACCAUUAACCUGGCUGUAAGGAAAGGGCUGGCAGUGCGAGCUAUAGAAACUCCAGUGAGCAGACUGAAGGCCACAGCACUGCAUUUUAACAAAUCAACUACCGACAGCUACCUUUUAGAAUCCAAGCAGGAGCUGCUUGGUCUUAAACAUGCGAAGCUAAUAAACGACUGUGCCACGCGAUGGAACAGCACUUACGACAUGGUGUGUCGGGCAGCCGAGCAACAAGCUCCGGUAGCAGCGGUCAUCAUGGAGAAGAAACUUGGUCAUCUCGAGUUGACUACCAGCGAGUGGACCCUUAUGGAGCAGGUGAGAGCAGUGCUUAAGCCAUUCAAAGUGGCCACUGAGGCAUUAUCCACCGACCGAUUUCCAACAGCAUCAGCUGUUCUACCCCUGAAGUAUGUACUUUUGUCACAUCUUCAGCCAUCCACGGGUGAUCCGGCAGCUCUCAAAGAAAUGAAAACGAAGAUAAAGACUGACCUCUACAAUCGAUACAGUCAAGACAAAGAUGCCUUCAAGCUGCUUAAUACGGCUAGCUACCUUGACCCGCGUUUCCAUCGGCUAAUUCAUUUAGAACGAGACCAACGGCAGGAGGUGCGCGAGAAAAUAAAAGGAGAGAUAAGUCAGCUGCCAGUGUUUGCGGAGCGAGCAGCCAUGGCGAUAACGCGCAGGGAGAAAACCGCUCUCAGUGCUAUGGGGGACCUUUUUGGUGAUGUUUACCGCCAAGGAGCAGACGCGUCAGAUGGUCCCUUAGAUAUAGGAGCCGUCCUAGAGCAAGAAAUGUUGAUCUACGAAAGUGAGACCCCACUACCCUCCGAUUGCAACCCAUUAUCAUGGUGGAUGACGUCACAGUCUAAGUACCCCCACCUUGCCCAGCUGGCACGGCGCUACUUGAGCAUCCCGGGCACCUCAGUUAGAGCAGAAAGGGUUUUCUCUACGGCUGGGAUUAUAGUAAAUAAAAAACGCUCUGCACUGGAUUCAGAAAACGUGGAUCGUCUUGUGUUUUUGGCCAACAACCUUAGGGAUUAA
This is a messenger RNA of Rhinichthys klamathensis goyatoka, 1677 nucleotides long. Its product is annotated as E3 SUMO-protein ligase ZBED1-like. Lineage: Eukaryota; Metazoa; Chordata; Actinopteri; Cypriniformes; Leuciscidae. The record is from RefSeq and is a predicted model, not a curated record. The transcript has 2 exons. Gene Ontology annotation, molecular function: protein dimerization activity. The coding region runs from base 1 to 1677 and encodes 558 amino acids.